Drosophila willistoni is the source of this 688-nucleotide messenger RNA. Its product is annotated as transmembrane protein 256 homolog. The record is from RefSeq and is a predicted model, not a curated record. NCBI's taxonomy places the organism in Eukaryota, Metazoa, Arthropoda, Insecta, Diptera, Drosophilidae. The transcript has 3 exons. Bases 90 to 641 code for a protein of 183 amino acids.
CACUAUUCUAGCAGUUUGGCAACCCUACGGUCAAAGCUACCAAAGCAUUUUGUGUUAAAAUUCAGCGUUAAAGUUAAACAUAUAACAGAAUGUCAAUAGUUGAUACAUUGGACUAUAUAACCCUGGGUAAUCCAGUGAGUCGCUUGGUCAUAUCUUCAACAUCGGCAUUAAUGCGUACAAUUGGUCUGCGCCCCAAGCAGGUGCCUAUAAAGGAUACAGAAAUAGCUGGAUUGCCACAGCAGGUCCAUCAUUUCGGAAAUCCAAAUGGCCCAUCCUUAUAUACAAUUGCCGGCUCUCAUUAUAACUUUAUUCGUCUAGCUGGAAUUGGCGGAGCAUCGGCUAUAUUUAUGGGAGCGUAUUGUAAAUAUUUUCUUAAGGAUAUCAAUGAUCCCAAGGAACAGUUGGAUUCACAAGCCUUUGCCGAUGUGGCCAAUCGUAUACAUUUUCUCCACUCAUUUGCAUUAAUGGCGAUGCCCUUGGCUCAUUAUCCAGUUUUUACUGGCGCCCUUAUGACCACCGGCACAUUACUUUUCAGUGGGUGUAUGUACUAUCGCGCUUUAACCGGUGAUAAGAGACUUCAACAUUAUGCCACAAUUGGUGGCUUCUGUCUAAUGGCUGCUUGGUUAUCCUUGGUUUUGUAAAUUUACACAUGUUCAUAUAUAUUUAUAAAUAUAUGUAUGUAUAUAUA